Hippocampus comes (tiger tail seahorse) is the source of this 1471-nucleotide messenger RNA. RefSeq names its product troponin I, fast skeletal muscle. The coding region runs from base 689 to 1387 and encodes 232 amino acids. Gene Ontology annotation, biological process: skeletal muscle contraction; cardiac muscle contraction. The transcript is spliced from 8 exons. The record is from RefSeq and is a predicted model, not a curated record. Gene Ontology annotation, cellular component: troponin complex. Lineage: Eukaryota; Metazoa; Chordata; Actinopteri; Syngnathiformes; Syngnathidae.
GGGCCGGGCGGCGCCCGCCCACAGCCUCAUCCCCUGCACCUGCUCGCGCGGCGCCCGCCACAGCUGGUCCCGCCUCAAGGUGGACAUCGCCGACGUCAAGCAGCGCUGCUUCGAGGACAUCAACGAGUGCAUCCACGCCUCGGCCGGCAAGCGCAAGCGGGUUCUGGUCCACUGCGGCGACGGCUUCUCCCUGGCGCCCACCUGCGUCAUCCAGUACCUGAUGCUCAAGCGCAACAUGCGGCUCGUGGCCGCCUACGAGCUUCUCCGCGCCAGGUAUCCCGUCAACAUCCGCGAGUGUCACCGCAACCUGCUGGUCAGCCUGGAGAGGACGCUCAGGCCCGGGGACGCCGACCCGGAGAGCUUCAAGCAGGCCAUCUCCAGGAAAGUGGCCUGGACCUGACUCCGCCCUCCCGUCAGACCGCCGCAAACUUUGCCCGGUCUCCCCGGACCAAGUCCCAACUUCUCGGCGACGUGACGAGAGCCGGUUCGGGUUCCGGUGAGGUGCGUUUCCUAACCGUGCGGUUCCUCGCGGAUCUCCGGUUGAUGUUUGUCAAGAACUCUUUGAUUUGACUCUGUUGAAUGGGGUUCGAGUGCCACGUGGUCCAGCGGACUCCCUCCAGUUGACCUUUUGUAACAAACAGCUCGAGAUGAGUGAAACCUGCCUCUGGUUCCGGAGAUUUGGUGUCGCAUGGUUGGGCCCACAGUUCAGGUUUUAGUGGACGUUAUUUUGGGAGGGGCGGAGCUUAAACUGCCGGGCUCGCAAAUGCUGCCACUCGAUUGGAUGGUGAAGAAAAUCUGCGUCCAUAAAGGGAAAGAGGCCAGAACCUUGAAGACAGUCAAUCCAUCCAACAUGUCAGAGAAGAAAAUGUCUUUGAGUCGUAAACAUCACCUCAAGAGUGUGAUGCUGGCCAUCGCCAAAGGUCACCUUGAGCAGGAGGCCCGCGAGCGCGAGGAGGAGCGGGUGCGUUACAUGGCUCGUUGCUGCCCCCCGCUGGUGAUUCCCAACACCAUGCAAGAGCUACAGGAGCUGUGCAGGGAGAUCCACCACCAGAUCGACGAGAUGGACGAGGAGCGCUAUGACCUUGAGAUGAAGGUCAAUAAGGCCAACAAGGAGAUCGAAGACCUGAAGAUCAAAGUGCAGGACGUGACGGGCAAGUUCAAGAAGCCGACGCUGAAGAAGGUGCGCAUGUCGGCCGACGCCAUGCUGAAGGCGCUGCUGGGCUCCAAGCACACCGUCAACAUGGAGCUCAGGGCCAACCUCAAGCAGGUCAAGAAGGAGGUCAAGGACGAGGACAAGGAGUUGCGCGACGUUGUGGACUGGCGCAAGAACAUCGAGGACAAGUCGGGCAUGGUCGGCAGGAAGAAAAUGUUCGAGGGCGACGCCUAGCGUCCGACGGGGCGGCUCGGCCGAGCGCCUGGCGGGGCUACUUGCAAAAUAAGUUUGGCUUUUGAUUCAGGCAAUUAAAAAAAA